Colletotrichum higginsianum IMI 349063 is the source of this 1248-nucleotide messenger RNA. RefSeq lists its product as uncharacterized. The record is from RefSeq and is a predicted model, not a curated record. The transcript has a single exon. The coding region runs from base 1 to 1248 and encodes 415 amino acids. NCBI's taxonomy places the organism in Eukaryota, Fungi, Ascomycota, Sordariomycetes, Glomerellales, Glomerellaceae.
AUGCUAGAUCGCCCUGAUCGUGCAGGCAGGCGCCGUCCUUUUUCCACCUGGGUCAAGAAGCUCACAAACUUCAAGACGUCCUCCUCGAGCGACGGGAGCGGCGUGCAUCUUCCCACUUCGAAACGCCAGCAGGCCAAACUACAUGCCAAACUGCGGGCCUCCAAGAACAACAAUAACAAUAACAAUCCAUAUCCCCAGUCUGGCCGCGCGGCCUCCGCCAGCCACGCCGAUGUCGAUGUCGAAACCAGUUCUUAUUCCUUCUCAACCGCCCUGAGCGGGAGCGCGACCUCUCUCGAACCCUCUUCACGCAUGUCAUCCGAUGAUGGUCGCGCCCCGCCCACCGCCGGUGCAAGGUCCAUGGCCCCAACGAUAUCGACAGACCACGACAGAGCCCCUUCGCUCGUCGCUCCCUCUCACGGCGCUCCCUCGGUCGCCGGAACAAGCCGGACCAUCGGCGGCGUCGAAUCUCGCAGGGGAGGGGACAGCACCUUUUCGUCGCCAGCGCCCUCUGUGCGCUCGCUGACGACAACCCUGACGACAAUCCAGUCCAUGGCGCCAAAUAAUGGCGGCACCCAUGUGCCAACGAACCCGACCACCAACGGCAACCACACAUCGCACCAGGGUCAUACCCAAUCGAUCCACUUCAACCAACCCUUCCCGACGGCCUCGCCCGCCUCCGCCAUUCCCGCCCACCUCGCACCCGCCGCGGCGGGGCCAGGCAACCCCACGACCUACACCACCGCCACCGCCAACAACCUUCUCACCGACAACGCAUCCAUCAUCACCUUGGCGUCGUCAUCCCAGCGCCGCCGUCGCCGGUCGCUCGAUACGGACGCCUCGGUUCGCGCCUUGGCCCCCUCCUCCCUCUGGGGCGGUAGCCGCGAGAGUCUCCCUCUCAGCGUCCUUAGUGCCAACAUCGAUCCGGUCGUCGGCAUGCCGACAACCCCCGGCCUUCACCAUAGCAGCUCGCGCAUCGCCAACGCCGAGCGCACCAGCAUCUACUCGGCCACGGGCGUUGCCCCUGCCAUGCCCGGCGACCGGAACAGCUUCUAUGCGAAGCAGAGUGGCAACGGCGACGGGGCAAGCGUCCGGAGCGGAUUGCUGGGUCACGGUCGAUCAGAGAGCAUCAGCGGAAGCAUUGGCGGCGUGACGAGCCCGCUGACCAGCCCCCGGGAGGCGUCGGAAAAGGACGGAUCUGAGGACAGGGGCGAGGGCUCGAGUCGAGCGAAGACCGAAGAGGAGCGCUAA